Messenger RNA from Acanthosepion pharaonis, 603 nucleotides. Lineage: Eukaryota; Metazoa; Mollusca; Cephalopoda; Sepiida; Sepiidae. The record is from the annotation of a GenBank genome assembly.
AUGGGAAAUUCGCCUUUAGCUUUACAUAUUUGUGCAUUUACUUUUAUCGUCUGUCUGUCUGUCUGUCUGUCUGUCUAUCUUUCUAUCUAUCUAUCUAUAGCAAUAUAUUUAUAUCAAUCUAUCUAUCAAUCGCAAUAUAUUUAUAUCUGUCUAUCGCAGUAUCUAUCUAUCUAUUGCAAUAUAUUUCUAUCUAUCUAUUGCAAUAUGUUUCUAUCUAUCUAUCUAUCUAUCUAUCUAUCUAUCUAUCUAUCUCUCUCUCUCUCUAUAUAUAUAUAUAUAUAUAUAUACAUUGCUAUGAAGUUCAUUGUUGUUUUUUUUCGUUUUUUUAUUACUUUUCACUGUCUAUCCCUUCUUCAUUGUUUCUUCUUUAGUGAAUCACAGCUUCACCUUCGCCAUAAUUCUUCGCCCACAACCGCACACUUUAUUCAGUGUAAGAUCUAUCUAUCUAUCUAUCUAUCUAUCUAUCUAUCUAUCUAUCUAUCUAUCUAUCUAUAUACAUUAGUCUUUAUCGUUAUCUAUCUAUCUAUCUAUCUAUCUAUCUAUCUAUCUAUCUCUCUCUCUCUCUCUCUCUCUAUAUAUAUAUAUAUAUAUAUAUAUAUAUGA